CGAGACUGCGUCCAUCGAGUUAAGAGGCUGCCAGCUAGAGCAGCCCUUCCGGCGGGCGCCGCGGCAGCAGUUUCCAUGGGGACUGACUGGCGAUGGCACCGCGAGGCCGCCGGCUGUCGUCCAUCUCCCUGGAGGUCCUGAUCUUUCUCAAUGGUUGGUACAGCGCCACCUACUUCCUGUUGGAGCUUUUUGUGUUUAUGUACAAAGGGCUCCUGUUGCCGUACCCCACAGCCAACCUGGUCCUCGAUGUGGUCAUGCUCUUCCUUUACCUGGGCAUCGAAAUCAUCAGGCUCUUUUUUGCUACAAAAGGGAACCUCUGUCAAAGGAUGAUGCCCCUUGGGAUCAGCUUGGCCAUGACCUUUCCAUCCGCCAUGAUGGCUUUCUAUUACUUCUUGGUGCAGACCUAUGUCCUGCGCCUCGAAGCCGUGAUGAGUGCCAUCCUGCUCAUUUUCUGCGGCUUGGAGCUGGUGCUGGAGGUGUUCACCCUCGCCACCUUCAACAGCAUGGACGCAUAUUGAAGGACGAGGCCUGUUGAGGCCGGCGACAGGCCCCCUGGCGCCCCAGAGGCGCGGGCUCUCAGGGAGGCUGGCGGCGUCUCCUCCCGGAUGGCGAAGGGCACACGGCCCUCUCCCAGGCCCUCGAACCCCGUCCUUGCUCGGCACUCCCAGAGCGCUGGGUCCGAGUCGUCUGCGUCUCCUAGGCUCCUGGCUUGCGUUAGGCCCCACGUGCCCUUUGUGUGUGUCUAUAUGUGUGUGUCUAUAUAUGUGUGUGAUCCGUCCCCCCAGAAGCCCCAGGGCCUGCCUUUCACAAGGAUGUUUUCUUCCACUAACUCCAAACCAAGCUCUCAUUCCAUUCAUUCCCUUCCGAAGGGACCAGGCAGCAACACUCAGCAGCUCGGAGCGGUCUUUUCUUACGCUGUGUCUUGGGACAAACACACUAUUUUACAAUAAAUAUUUAUUUUCUGUU
Molecule: messenger RNA, 966 nt
Organism: Antechinus flavipes (yellow-footed antechinus)
Lineage: Eukaryota; Metazoa; Chordata; Mammalia; Dasyuromorphia; Dasyuridae
Gene: TMEM216
Product: transmembrane protein 216
Exons: 5
Coding region: 93-518 (141 amino acids)
Biological process (GO): non-motile cilium assembly
Cellular component (GO): ciliary transition zone
Source: RefSeq, a predicted model, not a curated record